GAUGAGCUUGACGAGCUUUCAAAAUCGGCGUAACUGGAGAUGAAGGAUGUCAAGCCUUAUCCAGUUGAUCCAUCUUAUUCUGACCCACCAGUUGUUGAAACAGACUAUUCAACAUGGGGAAUAGUCAAAGCUGUUCAGUAUGGAAUUACAAAACGAGUCAUUGAGUUGGUGGAACCAUCAGAUCCACAACUAGCGGGUUAUGAUGUCAACCAACUGGAUGAUGAGGAUGUCUCGCUGCUACACUGGGCCGCCAUAAACAACCGUUUAGCGAUUGCUCGUUAUCUUCUAUCGAAAGGUGCAAUAAUAGAUAGACCAGGUGGUCAUCUUGCUGCAACCCCACUUCACUGGGCUAUUAAGCAAUCACACUUAAGUAUGGUACACUUCCUUAUGCAAAGGGGCGCUGAUCCAACGUUUAUGGAUAAUACUGGUCUAGGAUGUUUUCAUGUUGCAAUACAAAUGGGAAAUGUCCCAAUUAUCGUUUAUUUGCUUUCUCAUGGGGUCAAUGUUGAUACUCGAGAUGGUAAUGGGCUCACUCCAUUAAUGAUAGCUUGUAUGCAUGUACGAUCAGUUGAUAUUUUUCGUUUGUUAAUCUCAUAUGGUGCAAAUUUGCGAUUAACUGAUUCACAUGGCAACACUGCAGCACAUUAUUCUGUUCAGUUCGCUAAUUUCCAAGCUGUCGUACAAUUAGAUAAGGGUGAUAUUGACUGGAAUGCAUUGAAUGAUGAAAACAAAACACCGUAUGAGGUUCGUGUAGUUCCAUGGUUAACAGAUCGUGUCAAACAAAUGGCAAAUGUACAGAGUAUAAUGAAUUCGUCGCACCGUUUCUCGCGUUUAGGCUUAUCAAUGCUACAUUAUUCACCUGUAUGGCGUCAACGAAUAACAAUUAUGCUUCCACCAUUAAUUCUUAUUACUUGCGGUCUACUUAUAAAUUGGGAUAUACCAUCUACAUUAUAUCAUUUAAAUUUUGCCGAUCAAUCGUCAAAGAUUUCAUCAUGGAUAAUAUAUUCCACUAAAUUUCUUUUAUUACUGUUAUUAUCAUUUACAGCACGUUUUAUUAUUGAUCGAUUCUCAGAUCAUAAGUCACAGGCUGUAAUGUUGUUCAGUUUAGCAACAAGUACAAAAUUGUUAUUAACUACAACAUAUUUAUUUCACAUCACAUUACGUACACCGAAUCAUUGGGUGUUGCAUUUCUGGUUUCUAUUCUUUAUUACUAUGCUAUGGACAACAUUUAUUCUAUGCUGUACAAAAAAUCCUGGCUACGUAGAUGAAAUUAUUAAAAAAGAAUGUCAACAAGAUACUAUUGCUCAAUUACUUGAUGAAGUGUUGAAUAAUACAAAUGAUUUAACAUUAGCAAAUAACAAUCAAGAAGAAUCUUCGUCAUCAACAUUAUCAAUCAAUCCAUUACAACGUUUCUGUACAACUUGUUUUAUACGUAAACCGUUAAGAUCAAAGCAUUGUUCAACAUGUGAUCGAUGUGUAGCACGAUUCGACCAUCAUUGUCCAUGGAUAUAUAAUUGUGUUGGAAUGAAGAAUCAUUUUUAUUUUAUUAUAUAUUUAUUAUCGACCAGUGUUUCAUGCAACCUAUUUAUGUUGGGUACUAUUGUUUAUUGGCAAAAUGAAUUCAGUUGUCUACCGAAUACACCACUAACAUCUGGGAAAACUGAUCUAUUUACAAUCAUUUGGUCAUAUCUAUUAUGCAAUCCAUGGAUUACAUUCUGUUUUAUAAAUGCUGCUUUUUAUUCAUUUUGGACAACAUUAUUAUUUGGUUCACAAUUUUAUCAAAUGGUAUGGUUAAAUGCAACAACAAAUGAACGUAUCAAUAUGGAUAGAUAUGUUGAAUUUAAUACCAAUAAUAACAAUCAUAUUAAUAAUAAUAAUGAUAAUGAUAAUAAUAAUAAUAUGUCUUUAUCUAAUGAAAAGUUUCAUAAUUCUACAAAUUACAAUCGUCCAUAUGAUCAUGGUAUAUGGCGUAAUCUACUUGAUUUAAUUGGUUUACCUGGUUUUAUUAUCAAUUCAAAUAAAUCUGUUGAUUGGCGGCAAAUCUAUCAAAUUGAACAAUUAAAUAAUCAAUAUCCAAUAUAUACUACUGCUACUACUACUAAUAAUAAUAAUGAUGUAGAUAAGAAAUUAUUAGAUUGGUCAAUAUAGUUUUUAUUAAAAUUUACUAUAACUAUUGUAUAUAGUAUACAAAAAAGGGGUUUUAUUUUUUCUGCUUCUUUUUUAUCAUUUACUGCUCAAUUACAAUUUGUUUACAUUUGAACAUAGUGCGGUGAAUUAGUAAUUAUUGUCAACAUCAUUAAUCAAUAUUGAAUGUUACCGUGAAUUACUUAAUGACUUAUGCCUGUUACUUUCAAUGGAGUAUAGGUCACUACCGAUUAGCAUUCUCUAAUCCAUUUUGUUCUAGGAUUUCUUUUCUAAUUCUAUUCAAUUAUUGUUCAUUCUUCUCAUAGUUGUUGGCGUAAUGUGUUCUCUGGUCUUCCUCAUCUCUUUUAUUUAGCCUUGAGGAAUCCAAGUGAUGAAGGAUUACCUUGUGAUGUAGUUCGGUGCUAAUGCUAAUGAUACCGUUGAAUUUUUUUUGAAAAAAAACACAAUUUUUUUCUCUUUUAGAAUAUAUAUGGUACAUGUAAUUUGCUUUUAGUUUACAGUUUAUUGGUUUUAACUUUGUUUUUUGUUAUUGUUGUUGUUACUGCUGCUGCUGCGUGAAUUCUCAUGAAUUGGUUGUAUUUAUUCAUUAAAUAGAUGAGUAUCAGAAUUAUUCAUUGCUGUAAAAGUGAUAGUUUUUUUUCCAGCAUAAUUAUACAUUGAAUCAUUUUAUUGCAUUCAAUAUAAUCUUAGUUUAUUGUUGUUGGACUUAUGAUGGUAAUACGGUGGUGUGUGUGCUAAUUAUAUCGACAUGAGUAGGAUAUAACGAUAGUCAGGACUUAGAAGAUCGAGAAAGACAGAACGUGAACAGAAAGCAAUUGGUAUAAAAAUGCAGGAAUAAUGAAAUCUGAUAAGACAGACUGAUAUUUACAAAAGGGAACAUUCAAGUUUGAGACAAUUGAUUGAUAUAUUGCAUAUGAAGUAUUUAUUGUAUGAUUCUUAGAUUUGACUAAGGAUGUUCUAGUAAUUUUGUGUUCAAAUACAUUCGAUUGUCCUUCACUUGUGUUCACUUUCACUACACUACGAUUGAAUUAUAUCUUCUCUUCACAUUUUUUUUCACUAUUCUUUAACUGCUAUAUUGAGCAUUUUGUGUGUGUAUAUAUCUACCUACUUACCUGUGUGUUCUCCCAAAUUUUGAUCUCCUUAUUCCUCCUUGUCUCUUUUUUUCUCCUCUCAAAUUUAUUUCACUGUAUUAUACUCUUUAAGUAACAUCUUCAAACACUAAUCUUCCCGAUUACUGCUUAUACUCUUAUUACCUCUACCACUACGGGAUUUGAAUCGACCACUGCAUCUCUAUGCUAAUGUGGUGUGGCAACUCAAACUGAUGUACGUACGUACAAAGUUCUACGUUGUUACUGAUUGACUGACUGACUUACCUAUCUAUCUAUCUACCUAUUCAUCGUCUAAUUGUACUUCCAGUUUUGUUGAUCUUAUACUUGAUCAAUUAAUCAAGUUAUAUUUUUAUUUAUUUAGAUAGAUUCUCUUUUUUUCCCCUGUUUAUUCAAAGCAUUUUUGUUUGUUUAUUUUGUUUCCCGAUAGUUAUGUAUCAUUUCAUAUGUGUCUCAAACCGAUUGUAAUACUUUAUUCUGUUUCAUUAGUUUUGUUUUGACCCUCUGGUUACCAGGUAUACAUAUAUAUCAUUUCUGUAUGAAGAACUAACUACAAUAAUAAAUUAUAUUUUCGGUUGAUUGUAGUUUUUUUAUUAUUGAGAUAAAAAUAAAUAAGCCGUUUCAUGUUGUGAUUCAUUUCUUAAAUGUAAGUAUGCAUAGAGAGAGAGAAUCUCUUGUAUGUAAUAUACUUUAUGUUUGAA
This is a messenger RNA of Schistosoma intercalatum, 3952 nucleotides long. Lineage: Eukaryota; Metazoa; Platyhelminthes; Trematoda; Strigeidida; Schistosomatidae. The record is from the annotation of a GenBank genome assembly.